Paramecium pentaurelia is the source of this 621-nucleotide messenger RNA. Lineage: Eukaryota; Ciliophora; Oligohymenophorea; Peniculida; Parameciidae. The record is from the annotation of a GenBank genome assembly.
AUGAAAUAAAAUAAAAGGGCGGCAUAAUAUAAAAAAAAGCCUUCACAAGAAUAGAAAUAGCUAAUUAUACUCCAACUUAUUCUAAAGAUCAAGACAAUUACAGAAUUAGUUAUGGAGUAUGAAUUAUCUAAAUCUACCAUUUAUUCUUAUUUGAAUGCUAAAGGCCCCAUGUAUCAACCAUUAGAAACAGCUAUCUAAGAAAAUAUGCGAAAAUGGUUGAACAUGAGCUUUUAACGUUUAAAUAGUUAUAAAUGUGAUCGUCUUGUUAGAAAGGAUAUUAUAUUUUACCUCUAAAUGGAAGAAUUUUUUUAGAAUUCGGAUAGUAAUCCUUUCUAAAGUUUAAUUCCCAUUUCUAAAAUGAAUUCCAAGAGGUUUAGACUAUUUUAGAAACUUCUUCAGUUUAGCUUAGCAUAUUUUGAAAGCUUAAAAACUAAUUAAGCUUCUUUAAUAUAAUAACCAAUAGAUUAAUCUAUUGUGAUAGAAAAUAACAAUCUUUAAGUUAAUUAAGAAUUAAUUACUUAAAAUAAUUAAAUGUAAGAGACUGAGACUUAUAUUGAAUAUGAAUCGUUAGAGGAAUUAAUGGAUAAGUUUAGAGAUCAUGACUCUUACUCAUUUUGUUGA